Molecule: messenger RNA, 1444 nt
Organism: Salarias fasciatus (jewelled blenny)
Lineage: Eukaryota; Metazoa; Chordata; Actinopteri; Blenniiformes; Blenniidae
Gene: ak8
Product: adenylate kinase 8
Exons: 13
Biological process (GO): nucleobase-containing compound metabolic process
Molecular function (GO): nucleobase-containing compound kinase activity; ATP binding
Source: RefSeq, a predicted model, not a curated record
UCUGUCCUCAGGGACCACGUGCUUCACUUGGUUUUCCUCCCAGAGCGGGUCUGGUCCAUGGAGACCUGCGGGCCGUUCCUCCUCGUUCGCUCCUUUGUCUUUUAUCAGAUUUAUUGACUUCAGAUGGUUUUAAAGCUUCUUUCUUGCUCCGCGCUGCGGGACGUUCGCGUCCCGGUCGCAGCCAUCUUGGAUUUCUGCGCUCUCUGAUUGGCCCAGCAGGUCUCACGUGAUGUAAACCGCAGCACGAUACCUACGCGAGUAUGUCGGCUUCCCUCCUGAUGGACGAGACGGUGAAGCCUCUGAGGAUACCUGUUGCCAUGGCAACGUAUGGAGACACGCACCAGCUGUCCCACCUGAUGCAGGACCUGCUGUCCGUCCUCCUGCUGCACCGUCCUGAAGAACCGCUGUCCUUCCUCAUCCGGACGCUGAGGAACAGCUCUGAGAGCAUCCCCAGGGUGCUGCUGCUUGGACCCCCUGCUGUGGGGAAGACCACCGUGGCUCAGCGUCUGAAGACAGAGCUGAAGACCGUCCACCUAACAGCCACGUCUCUCCUGGAGGACCAAUCACUGCACAGCGCUGAGGACCAGCAGGAUCUUCCAGACCAGCUUCUGGUCUCUCUGCUCCAGAAGAGGCUGAACCAGGAGGACUGCUGGACCCAGGGCUGGGUCUUGGAGGGAUUCCCUUGGACUCGUCUGCAGGCUUUGAGUCUUCAACAGGCCGGAAUCCUCCCCCAGCAUGUUGUGCUGCUGGAGGCCCCGGACGUCGUGCUGCAGCAGAGGGGGGACGGUCGGCUGUUGGACUCUCUGACCGGAGACGUCUACCAUCGGACCUUCGCUUGGCCCGCCGAUGACGUGGUAGCUCAGCGAUUGGAAAAGGGGCGGGGCCUGUCUGGGGAUCAGGUGCGGCAGCACCGCCGUGAGGUCACUGGCCUAAGCUCCGCCUACCAGCAGGUGCUGCUAGUCGUCAAUGGAGACCAGCCUCCUGCAGACGUUUCCCAACAAGUCCUGUCCUUUGUUCAGACCCGCCGCUGCUCCAGAACUCCCAGAAUCCUCCUGUUCGGCCCUCCAGGGUCUGGAAAGAGUCAUCAGGCCAAACUGCUGUCUGAGAAAUACAGGCUGGUGGAUGUGUGCUGUGCUCAGGUGUUGAGGGCUGCAGCAGCUGAAGGCUCCAGACCGGGUCAGCUGAUCCAGACCUACCUGGACCAGGACCAGGACCGAGCAGUUCCAGACUCGGUGGUUCUUCAGGUUCUGGAGGACCGUCUGAGCAGAGAGGACUGCAGCGUCCGAGGAUGGAUCCUCCACGGCUUCCCCCGAGACCUGCAGCAGGCCCGCAUGCUGCAGCAGCGCCCCCUACAGCCCAACAGAGUUUUCUUCUUGGAGGCGACAGACGAAGUUUGUUUGGAGAGAAUCAGUCUGAGAGCGACUGACGCCGUCAGUGGUCACAG